Molecule: messenger RNA, 3721 nt
Organism: Cucurbita maxima (winter squash)
Lineage: Eukaryota; Viridiplantae; Streptophyta; Magnoliopsida; Cucurbitales; Cucurbitaceae
Product: LRR receptor-like serine/threonine-protein kinase RPK2
Exons: 3
Coding region: 27-3431 (1134 amino acids)
Biological process (GO): protein phosphorylation
Molecular function (GO): protein binding; protein kinase activity; ATP binding
Source: RefSeq, a predicted model, not a curated record
GCCCUUCCGAAGGGGGGGGUUCGGGAAUGGGUACCUCUUUGUUGUCGUUUUCAGUGAUCAAAUGGUUCUCUUCUUGUAUAAACACUUCGCCAAUGCUUAUUUCCAAGCUCGUUUUGCUUUUCUGCUUCGUUAUUUUAUUUCAGACUGAAGUUAUUUUGGGCGAUUCAGAUAAAUCGGUGCUUCUUCAGUUCAAAAAUGCUGUUUCUGAUCCAUCGGGGUUGCUUGCGAGUUGGACUGCGAGUGGGUCUGAUUGCUGUUUCUGGUUUGGCGUUUCUUGCGACUUGAAUUCUCGGGUUGUGUCACUCAACAUUUCCGGGAAUGGCGGUGUAGGUCAUUUGUGCUCUGAUUCUUCUAAAUUUCCUCUUUAUGGGCUUGGAAUUAGGAGGAGUUGUAUGGGUUUUAGAGGCUCACUGAUUGGGAAGAUUCCGCCGGUGAUCGGGAAGCUCACCGAGCUUAGGUCCUUGUCGCUUCCGUUUAAUGGUUUUGAAGGCGAAAUUCCUCCUGAAAUUUUUGGAUUGGAGAACCUUGAGGUUCUUGAUCUGGAAGGAAACUCUGUAACUGGGGUGCUUCCUGAUGGUUUCCAUAGACUGGGCAAGUUGCGGGUUCUUAAUCUUGGAUUCAAUAGGCUUACUGGUGAGAUUCCUAGCUCGCUUUCGGGUUGUGCGAGUUUAGAGAUCUUGAAUUUAGCUGGAAAUCGAUUGAAUGGGAUAAUUCCACGGUUUGUUGGUCGAUUGAGAGGGCUCUACUUGUCUUUUAAUCUUUUUUCAGGAACCAUUCCGAGUGAGCUUGGAAAUAACUGUGGAAAGCUUGAGCAUCUCGACCUCUCUGGUAAUUAUUUGGUCAGUGGGAUUCCAAGCAAUUUGGGAAAUUGCAAUCAGUUGAAGACACUGUUGCUGUAUUCUAAUACGUUGGAGGAGGCCAUUCCAGCUGACAUUGCUAAGUUACAGAAACUAGAAGUGCUUGAUCUUUCAAGGAAUAGCCUCAGUGGUCCGAUACCGUCUCAGCUGGGAAACUGCCUGCAGUUGUCUGUCCUUGUGCUCUCGAAUCUCUUCGAUCCAAAGAUCAAUUACACAGACGAAGACGAACUUAGUGAUGAUGGUUUUAACUAUUUUGCAGGUGGUAUACCUGAGUCUAUAACAACCCUUCCAAAGCUGAAGAUACUGUGGGCUCCUAAUUCAAACCUCGAAGGCAGAUUCCCUUCCAAAUGGGGUAAGUGUGAAAGCUUGGAGAUGAUUAACUUAGCUGGUAAUUACCUUUAUGGGGAGCUUCCUAGUGAGCUUAGCGUCUGCAAAAAGCUCCUAGUCCUUGAUUUAAGCUCCAACCGGCUUUCUGGUGAGCUUGAUAAAAACCUUCCAGUUCCUUAUAUGUCUCUGUUUGAUCUUAGUGGUAACCACUUUAUUGGAGACAUUCCUGUGUUCUGUGGCAAUGAUAGCUCGCCAAGCUCGCCACCGAUGUUCUUUUCAAGGGGAUAUUUGGAUCUUGAUGAUCCAUCGUCUCGAUACCUUGCAUUUUUUACCACUAGUAUUCGAGGUGCAACCCCUUUUGAAUUUCUUGGAGAUGAUGACCUGAUAGUACAUAACUUAGGGGAGAAUAACUUUACAGGAAAUCUUCUGUCGUUUCCGAUUCCACGUGAAAGACUGGGUAAGAAAACUGUUUAUGCUUAUCUUGUGGGUGGAAAUAAGCUCACCGGGCCAUUCCCUGAUAGUAUAUUUGAGAAAUGUGAGGAUAUGGGAGGACUGAUCUUCAAUGUUAGCAAUAACAAGAUAUCUGGUCCAUUUUCUAAGUCAAUUGGUAAAAACUGUGGUUCUCUCAAGUUCUUGGAUGCAUCUGGUAAUCAGAUGACUGGCGAGGUACCUCCCAGCUUUGGAGAUCUAUUAGCUCUGAAUCACCUGAACCUGAGUUGGAACAAGUUUCAGUAUCACAUACCGGCCUCUCUCGGACAGAUGGCUGGUUUAAAGUACCUUUGUUUGGCUGGCAAUAGCUUUAAUGGUUCUAUACCCUCGACCUUCGGAAAGUUGCAGGCUUUGGAGUUGCUUGAUCUUUCGUAUAACGAUUUUUCGGGUGGAAUUCCAGUCGAUCUUGUUAAAUUGAGAGGCCUAAAAGUUCUGCUGCUCAACAAUAAUUCACUCUCUGGACAGGUUCCCUCCGGUUUGGCAAAUGUUACUACACUCUCUGCAUUUAAUGUGUCAUUCAAUAACUUGUCUGGUUCCUUGCCAUCGAACAACAUGAUUAAAUGUAGUGGUGCGAUUGGAAACCCGUACCUACGCUCGUGCCAUAUGUUUUCACUGGCAGUGCCAUCGUCUGAAAUGCGAGGUUCAGUUGGCGACCCAAGUAGUCUUGCAGCUUCACCGUCUGAUGUUGUACCGCAGACCGGUGGAGGUGGCAGCUUCAAUUCAAUUGAGAUAGCAUCCAUUACAUCUGCCUCCGCCAUUGUUUCUGUUCUUAUUGCUUUGAUUAUCCUGUUUCUAUAUACCCGAAAGUGGAAUUCGAGGUCUAAAGUUAUUGGAUCAAUGAGAAGGGAAGUCACGGUUUUUACUGAUAUUGGGGUUUCUUUGACAUUUGAGAAUGUCGUGCGUGCCACGAAUAAUUUUAAUACCAGUAACUGCAUUGGCAGUGGAGGGUUUGGGGCAACUUACAAAGCAGAGAUUGCAUCGGGAGUGCUACUUGCAAUAAAACGCCUCGCUGUUGGUCGAUUUCAAGGCGUCCAACAGUUCGAUGCAGAGAUUAAAACUCUUGGAAGGCUGCGCCACCCGAACCUCGUCACCUUAAUUGGUUACCAUGCCAGUGAAACAGAGAUGUUCUUGAUAUAUAAUUAUUUGCCAGGAGGUAAUUUGGAAAAGUUCAUCCAGGAGAGAUCUACAAGAGCAGUGGAUUGGAGAAUUCUUCACAAGAUUGCACUGGACAUAGCCCGUGCGCUUGCAUAUCUUCAUGAUCAGUGUGUACCACGAGUCCUCCACCGCGACGUGAAACCGAGCAAUAUACUAUUAGACGAUGAUUUCAAUGCUUAUCUCUCUGAUUUCGGAUUGGCCAGGCUUCUUGGGACUUCUGAAACCCAUGCUACAACAGGUGUGGCUGGAACAUUUGGCUACGUCGCUCCCGAAUAUGCCAUGACUUGCCGUGUCUCUGAUAAAGCAGACGUGUACAGUUACGGUGUGGUGCUUCUCGAGCUACUCUCGGACAAGAAAGCACUAGAUCCCUCGUUUUCCUCGUACGGUAAUGGCUUUAACAUUGUAGCUUGGGCAUGUAUGCUGCUUCCACAGGGACGCGCCAAGGAAUUCUUCACAUCAGGGUUAUGGGAGGGAGGCCCCCAUGAUGAUCUGGUUGACGUAUUACACUUAGCAGUUGUGUGUACAGUAGAUUCUCUGUCGACGAGGCCGACGAUGAAGCAGGUGGUACGGCGGCUUAAGCAGCUUCAACCGCCAUCAUGUUAGCAGGCAGGGUGAUACAGCCAUUUAUUGACAUAGUUAAUUGUUAGAAGAUUAGAGAGAGGCAGCUUGUAAUUUGUAUUCUGUUCGUAUGAUGACUGCAAAAGCACUGCCCCUUGUCUUAUAGGUUGGUUUGUUGAGUUCCAAAUUUGUAGUUAAAAAUUUCUCUUGUAAAUUCCAUUAUUUUCCUUUUCUUUUUUCUAUAAACAAACAAGAAUGUUGGUUUGUGGAUAAGGGAGGGAUCUGUUUGAUGAUUCUGCAGAAAAGGAACAAAAAUGUGCAGAUAUCUUCCAUCU